Molecule: messenger RNA, 1713 nt
Organism: Closterium sp. Yama58-4
Lineage: Eukaryota; Viridiplantae; Streptophyta; Zygnematophyceae; Desmidiales; Closteriaceae
Source: the annotation of a GenBank genome assembly
AUGGCGCCGGCUUGGACGUCACGUGGACCGUCGAUCGUGCAUCAGCACCUACGCUUCUCUUUCAACGUGCUGCUAGGCGUCAUGACCACCAUGCUUCUGCAGCAUCUUGCGUACCGGUUCUCAGCGCCGUUCCUUCGCGAGGCUUCAUCAGGCGUCGGCGACAAUGCCAUGGCAGGCAUCGCACCGCAGCCACGAAUCGGUAACAUCGAAGGACUUGCUGCACAAAUCGGCUCGAGUCCAGCGGAUUUUUCCCGCGCCAAUGCAAUUCUAGCGGAUCUUCGCAUCAGGCUUGAUGCAUUGGCCAGACGCCUUCCCACACUAUCCGCGAGCGAUGCUGAUUUCGAGGCCAUUGGACGAGAGCCAGAGGGUCUGCAUCUACCCGCUCACCCGCCUGUGGCCGCUCUGCCUCUGCCGGAGCAGACCGUGAUUCGCCGGGACGAGCCUCCGAUCUACCAGCACCUGCGCGAGCAGAACAGCCUGCAGACGCAAACACAAACGGUGGACGGCGCUGCUCCAAACGAUGCGGUAACAGACGGCAGGGUAGUUCGUGAUCCGGUGACUGACGGCGCUGAGGACGCUGAAAUUGCCAACUCGGUGAAAUCUGAGGAGACUCCAGAUCAGGCUGGCGGUGCUGCCGGGAACCUGGAUUUACUCACAACGCACUCGACGGAUCAAGCAUUUUCUGGUGACAUUUCGAGGCAGCUUCUGAGCGAUGCUUCGGGGGACAUGACGGUCGAAGCAUCUGGUCUGCCUGCUUCUCGGAGAGUGCCGACCUCUCCCAAGUAUUUUCUCUCCGCCAUGGUGUACAAUCGCGUCUUCCGCGGCGACCGUCUCAAUUUCUCAUCUUUUGAAAUCUGGCAGUGGGUGGCCUUCACUCGCCUGGCCGGCGUGGAGCACGUCUUCUGGUACGACUGCGCGCACGACGCCUCGGAACGCCAGGCGGGAGCCCUCGGGCCCUUCAUCCGCGCGGGCUACCUCACCUACCUCCCGCUGCACCGCGUUCUCAGCGCGGCGUACAACGUCUUUCCCGAGCAGAACGGCGCGAUACUGCACUACCUCAAGGAGUAUCGCAACGCGUCCACGUGGGUGCUGUUCUGCGACGUCGACGAGUUCGUUUUCGACCCUCGGGAUCUCCGCGCGGGCUUCCUCUUCCGCUUCAUGCGCAACGUGUCUCUGUCGGAUCCCUCAGUCACCCAGGUCCUCGCGCCAAACAUUUUCUUCGUAGGCAACAGCGAAGCCCCUCGGUCCUCCCUGCUCUUCCGCCGCUUUACUCAGUGCCAGCACUUAGCGGACUGGCGGCAGCACCUGCAGCGUUCGAAGCCAAUCGUGCGCGUGGCAGCGGUGGAGCAGUGGGCGGACAUGCGCGUUGCGCCGCACUUCUUCCCCAUGGCCGUGGGCGCAACUGAGCGCGCGGAUCCCGCGCAGCUGCGCAUGCACCACUACUGGGGGCCGCGGGGGACGGGGUUUGGCACAGAGACGAGGGAGUUUGCGAAAGCAGUGGAGAGGGAUUCUACCAUUCAACCAUUGGAGCUGCCUCUCAGUCGGAUGCUGGACCCAGGCCUGCCCUAUCUCACCUACCUGGAUGCGAAGCGAAGGAUCCUGGAAGCAGCGGAUAGCGCCAUGCGGUUCUCCUACACCCUUGCUGACCCCAUCGACAAGGCUGGACGGACCUUUGACCAGCUCCGUGUUAUGAUUGUCACACACAGGUGCUAA